UUGUUGUGCGGGCCAAGAUGGCGGCACAGGCGGCGGCGGCGGCGCAGGCAGCGGCGGCGGCGCAGGCGGCCGCGGCGCAGGCGGCGCAGGCCGAGGCGGCGGAGUCCUGGUAUCUGGCUCUCCUGGGCUUCGCCGAGCACUUCCGCACGUCCAGUCCACCCAAGAUCCGCCUGUGCGUCCACUGCCUGCAGGCCGUGUUUCCCUUCAAGCCGCCUCAGCGAAUCGAGGCCCGUACGCACCUGCAGCUCGGCUCGGUGCUUUACCACCACACGAAGAACAGCGAGCAGGCGCGCAGCCAUUUGGAGAAAGCGUGGUUGAUAUCACAGCAAAUCCCACAGUUUGAAGAUGUUAAAUUUGAGGCAGCAAGCCUGUUGUCAGAGCUAUAUUGUCAAGAGAACUCUGUGGAUGCAGCAAAGCCGCUGCUGCGGAAAGCCAUCCAGAUCUCACAGCAGACGCCAUACUGGCACUGCCGCCUGCUCUUCCAGCUCGCCCAACUGCACACACUGGAAAAGGACCUGGUAUCAGCCUGUGACCUCCUGGGCGUGGGGGCUGAGUAUGCCCGAGGUGGAUCUGAAUAUACACGGGCACUAUUCCUGCUCAGCAAAGGGAUGUUGCUGCUGAUGGAACGCCAACUGCAAGAGGUACACCCACUCCUCACAUCUGUACAGGCGCAAAUUGUGGGAGAACUGGCAAGCAACCCCAUCCAGAAGGAGUCAUUGCGUGUCUUCUUCCUGGUGCUGCAGGUGACCCACUACCUAGAUGCUGGGCAGGUAAAGAGUGUCAAGCCAUGCCUGAAGCAGCUGCAGCAGUGCAUCCAGACCAUCUCCACGCUACACGACGAUGAGAUCCUGCCCAGCAACCCUGCUGACCUCUUCCACUGGUUGCCCAAGGAGCACAUGUGUGUGCUCGUCUACCUGGUCACAGUGAUGCAUUCAAUGCAGGCUGGUUACCUGGAGAAGGCACAGAAGUACACAGACAAGGCACUCUUGCAGUUGGAAAAGCUCAAGAUGCUGGACUGCAGCCCCAUCCUGUCAUCCUUCCAAGUGAUUCUCCUGGAGCAUAUCAUCAUGUGCCGGCUCGUCACAGCCACAAGGCCACUAGCAUUGAGAGAAAUCUCCCAGGUCUGCCAGCUAUGCCAACAGUCCCCUCGGCUCUUCUCCAACCAUGCUGCCCAGUUGCACACACUGCUGGGCCUGUACUGUGUUUCCGUGAACUGCAUGGACAAUGCUGAAGCCCAAUUCACCACAGCCCUGCGGCUCACCAACCACCAGGAGCUGUGGGCCUUCAUUGUGACCAACCUUGCGAGUGUGUAUAUACGGGAAGGAAAUAGACACCAAGAGCUGUACAGUUUGCUUGAGAUAAACCCAGACCACAGCUUCCCGUCAGCUCACCACUGCCUCCGAGCGGCAGCCUUCUAUGUGCGGGGGCUCUUCUCCUUCUUCCAGGGCCGCUACAAUGAAGCCAAGCGAUUUCUACGAGAAACUCUAAAGAUGUCAAAUGCAGAGGACCUGAACCUCACAGCCUGUUCACUCGUGCUGCUGGGCCACAUCUUCUAUGUGCUAGGGAAUCACAGGGAGAGUAACAACAUGGUGGUGCCUGCCAUGCAGCUGGCCAGCAAGAUCCCAGACAUGUCUGUGCAACUGUGGUCCUCGGCCCUCCUGAGAGAUCUAAACAAGGCAUGCGGGAAUGCCAUGGAUGCCCAUGAGGCUGCACAGAUGCACCAGAACUUCUCACAGCAGCUGCUGCAGGAACACAUUGAAGCCUGCAGCCUCCCAGAGCACAACCUCAUUACGUGGACAGAUGGCCCACCCCCUGUGCAGUUCCAAGCUCAGAAUGGACCCAACACCAGCCUGGCCAGCCUUCUGUGAGGCCCCUAUGGCCUUUGUCCCCAACUUGGACCCAAACACUGGAGCUUUUCUGGG
Molecule: messenger RNA, 1922 nt
Organism: Peromyscus leucopus (white-footed mouse)
Lineage: Eukaryota; Metazoa; Chordata; Mammalia; Rodentia; Cricetidae
Product: MAU2 chromatid cohesion factor homolog
Biological process (GO): mitotic sister chromatid cohesion; maintenance of mitotic sister chromatid cohesion
Cellular component (GO): SMC loading complex; chromatin
Molecular function (GO): protein binding; double-stranded DNA binding
Source: RefSeq, a predicted model, not a curated record